Messenger RNA from Leptinotarsa decemlineata (Colorado potato beetle), 1655 nucleotides. RefSeq names its product kynurenine aminotransferase. Lineage: Eukaryota; Metazoa; Arthropoda; Insecta; Coleoptera; Chrysomelidae. Gene Ontology annotation, biological process: biosynthetic process. Gene Ontology annotation, cellular component: cytoplasm; mitochondrion. The record is from RefSeq and is a predicted model, not a curated record. Gene Ontology annotation, molecular function: L-kynurenine:2-oxoglutarate transaminase activity; pyridoxal phosphate binding.
UCUGUUAAAUCCAACAAAGGCACAGUAGUUCCUUUUCAGUUGUAGACUUCCUCGAGUAAACUUUAAUUUCCAGAUGGCGGUUUCAAAACUCCUGUCGAAUUCCACAAUAAAGUUGUUCCAGGUGAACAAUGCGCUUGCGGUUUGUGCAAGAAGUUUAUCAACAAGUCAAGUCAGAUUUUCGGAACGAGAAAGGAUAGAAAAGAAAUUUGUUCUGCCGCAAAGAUAUGCAGGCACUGGAGAGAGUGUAUGGAACGAAUAUGCCCAAUUGGCAGCCGAUUAUAAACCAAUAAAUUUAGGACAGGGAUUUCCAGACUUUCCACCACCAAAAUACAUCAUGCAAACUUUAAGUGAAGUUUCAGGAGGAGAAAAUUAUAUGAUUCACCAGUAUACUCGUGGAUACGGACAUCCUAGACUAGUAUCGGCGUUAGCUAAAUUGUAUACAAAAAUGUUAGGAAGAGAAAUCAAUCCCAACACAGAAGUGAUAACAACAACAGGUGCUUAUGAAGCGUUAUUUUGUGCAAUUAUGGGACACGUCGACAUUGGCGAUGAAGUAAUUUUGAUAGAGCCGUUCUUCGAUUGCUGUGAACCCAUUGUCCAGUAUGCUGGAGGAAAAACGAGAUGCAUCCCAUUGAGAAUGAGAGAAGUGCAAGGCAAAAUACCAACGUCAGCUGACUGGGUAUUGGAUAAGAAAGAACUAGAAGGAUUAUUCAACGAGAAGACAAAAGUUAUCGUUCUCAACAGUCCCAACAAUCCACUUGGCAAAGUUUUCACCGAGGAAGAGAUGACUCACAUUGCCGAUUUGUGCAAAAAAUGGAACGUACUCUGCAUUUCCGAUGAAGUCUACGAAUGGUUAGUCUAUAAGCCCAAAAAACAUAUCAGAAUGGCUUCUCUACCUGGAAUGUGGGACAGGACGAUAACAAUCGGAUCAGCCGGGAAAACGUUCAGCAUUACCGGUUGGAAGACGGGAUGGGCCUAUUCUCCAGAAAAUUUGAUGGUUAACUUGCAAAUGGUUCAUCAAAACUCGACCUACACCGGAAUUACCCCGAUACAGGAAUCUAUUGCCAUAGCUUUCGAGAAAGAAUUGGACCGUUUUGACUCAGAUGAUUGUUACUUCAAAUCACUCAUGAGAGAGUUGGAAUCCAAGCGAGACUACCUUGCUGAAAUCUUGGCGGAUGUCGGAAUGAGGCCCGUUAUUCCCGAUGGAGGUUAUUUCAUUCUAGCUGACUGGACACCUCUUGCUUCAAAAAUUGAUCUCAGUAAAGAGAAGGACCAGUACAUGGAUUUCAGGUUUACGAAAUGGAUGACGAAGAAUGUUGGUCUUCAGGGUAUACCAUCAUCAGUAUUUUUUGGUGAAAAAAAUAAGGCGAUAGGAGAAAACUUCGUUAGAUAUUGUUUCACAAAGAGAGAUGAAGUUCUCAAAGAAGUUUCGAAAGUUUUGCAAAAGUGGAAGUCACAACAGUCAUAAGGAAUGGACUAUAUGGAAUGAAAUUGAAAAUUUGUGGAUAAAAAAUAAUAUACUACCACCUUCAAUGAUGAAAUGACAUUUUUUGAUGUGCAGUUCCCAAAUAGAAUAUAAGUUUAUCUUGUGUGUAGUUCAACUAUUUUAUUUAUACAUUCUGAUAUGUGUUACAACAAAAUAAAGGAAUUUUUAAUAA